AUCCAUGACGCCGCACUCUUUUCCCCCGCUGCUCAUCGAUGCGUGAGUGAAACGCUGUGUAGGCAACACGGGGACAAAACGGCCAUCCCAGGUGGCCGGGAGGCUGUGUUCUAGAAAUAUAGAGACAGAGGAAACGGGAAAGUCCCUCUGGGAGAGAUGCGCAACUUUAUGCGUGCCUGCCGAUGGUUCUAGCAGUUCGAGAGGAAUUCCUUGGGUGUUCAUGGACAGGCAUCGGCAUGAUCGGUGAGCUAAGUACGCUCUCCUUUUUUCAAUCGAAACGGCUGCCUGCGGAUCUAUAUCACGAUCAAUCAAUCAAUCAACGAAUCGUCCUGGUCGGUCAUCACCUGCGCUCCAUGGAACGGCUACAAGAGGAGGGACGGGGAAUUACGAGAGGCGGCGGCGGCGACGAGCAGACAGGGUGGACACACAGGUCGGGUCGGCGAGGAGAUGUCCGACUCCCUCAUCAUUUCUGUUUCAAUUCCUGCACUCUCGAGACGAGAGAAGAGGGUGGUGGUGGGCGUGGGCGUGGGUGUGUGUGCGCCCUGGGACAUUUUCGACCAGGGCGAGGGAAGCAUUCAGAGGAAGGGGGGGUGGAAGUUCUUUUAUCUGCGCCUUCCGGGUUUGUUGUUUUUCGACUUUGCGAUUUCUCGCGUCUCGCAAAUUUCAUUAAAUAGUUACCUAGGUAGGGAGGGAAGGAAACAAAAACCUGGAGAUGAUUCUUUUUUCGUUCGUACUUUCGAUGGCAUUGCUCGGUCUUCAUAUCCCGUUGCAUUGCAUUACAUUGCAUUCCGUUCCGUUCCGGAUC
Molecule: messenger RNA, 805 nt
Organism: Dissoconium aciculare CBS 342.82
Lineage: Eukaryota; Fungi; Ascomycota; Dothideomycetes; Mycosphaerellales; Dissoconiaceae
Exons: 1
Coding region: 183-674 (163 amino acids)
Source: RefSeq, a predicted model, not a curated record